GCUUGUAGAAGACAUUUGCUAUAAAUACAGCUCAGGGUGUUCUUCCGUUGAUUACUGAAUCUCAUCGGUCAAUUAAACCCACACCGAGAGCAAAGCACCAUGGCACUUCUUCAGCUGUUCUUAUUCUUGUUGGCUCUAAACAUUCAUGCAGAAGCGGCGGUUGACAUCGGUGGUACCUGUGAUGCAAAUAUUGCGUGUACGGACACUACUAAUGUAGCAUGUGACGGAGGAACUUGUAAGAUCAAAGCUGGAAAAAGCUGUGCGUCCCACACCGACAAAUGUGUGACAAACUCGACCUGCCCGACUACGGGUACAAAAGAGUGCACGUGUAAUGAUGGGUAUGAAGCCACUAAGUCGCCCGGAUCGUGUACUGUGAUGGAUAACAGGAUAGGUGGAAGCUGCUCUCCAGACUCAUGUGGAGCCAACGCUGAGUGCUCAGCACCUACCGAUGGCAAAUGUAGAUGUAAAGAAGGAUUCACUGGCAGUGAUGGCGAUGCUGCUUGCAGUACAACAGAUCGAAGUGGAGGUGCUGCCCAUUCUGUUCCCACUUGGUUUCUUGCGUUCAUCAUGUUUAUAAUAGUCUGCAUCUUUUAAAUAAAAGAUUUGUUCUUUGAGGCACAUGAAAAGGUUCAAACUGAAAGUUUUUCCUUCUGUUGAAAUGUGUUUUUAAUGAAAUUAAACUAACAAAUCAAAACCUAGAAAAUAAAAUACAAAGGAUACAAGAAAAUAAGCAGAAAUCAUAGUACACUAACUCUUCGUAUGUGUAACAGAUUCAAACUUUCGAGUAAUGUGAUGUGUAUAUCGCACUAUAAGCUAUAAUAAACCAAGGACAAGCUUGUAAGAAAUAAAUGCUUGUAUGCUUGACAUUGUAACUAUUGGACACUUCACUUUUGCAAUGUCCGGACAAAUAUUGUAACUGACUUCCUUUGUGAUAUGAAAUAGUAUUUUCAAAUCUGUAGUAUACCAUAAAAUUAAAAUAUUACUAUCUUUUUCUUUAUAUUUAUUAAAAUUCUUCUCAAGGAGGCACUACGUGUGACGUGAUCCUAAUCUAAGUUGUUUUUAAUAACUUUCAGUACCACCCACACCUUUCUUCUGCUUUUCGCCCUUCUUUUCUGUUCCUCACUGUCUCCCUCUCUCUUUCAUGCGCACGGAAUGAACCAGCGCUUACGGCGUUUGGUGAAAGGUAAAGCUCUCCUUGAAACAAAAUUUGACCAACACUUAUAAUCUUCAGGCCUUAAAUUGUACAUGCAAAUGCUUCAAACAAAAAUACUAAACAAAUUGCUUUCUAAGCCUUCCGUAUUACAUCCCAUAAUUCCUUAGUUUUUGUGAUUAUAGCUGUUACUUUAUUUUUUGUAUUUCGUCUCUUCUAUCCGAAUAAAAUCUCAG
Molecule: messenger RNA, 1386 nt
Organism: Pomacea canaliculata
Lineage: Eukaryota; Metazoa; Mollusca; Gastropoda; Architaenioglossa; Ampullariidae
Product: fibrillin-2-like
Exons: 5
Coding region: 100-594 (164 amino acids)
Source: RefSeq, a predicted model, not a curated record